Coregonus sp. 'balchen' is the source of this 23041-nucleotide messenger RNA. The record is from the annotation of a GenBank genome assembly. NCBI's taxonomy places the organism in Eukaryota, Metazoa, Chordata, Actinopteri, Salmoniformes, Salmonidae.
AUGAUGACCAACCCCCUUCGCUGUGCAUCUAUGAUCUGGGACCUGUGUCUGAGCCCUCUGUUGGUGAGGCGAUCGGUGUCCAUUAGAAUAUCACAGGUCGACCUAGACUCCCCACGACACCAGUACUUCUUACUGAAGAGGUACUGGUUUGUUUGGUACUGGCAGACCAGAUUGAAUCCACUUCCGACAUUGGCCUGGAUGAGUGUUUUGUCACACUGAAGCUGGACACUUGCUGGGAAAAGAAAUUCAACAAAUAGCUAGAUAAAUCAUAAUGUUGGUCAACAGCCCUCUCAGACAUCUUGAAAAUAGCAUUUUCUGUGUCCUGAUGUACACUGGAUAGUAUUCUGUAUUCAGUAAAUAGGUCAUCAACAGUGGUGUAAGAUAUACUGUGCAGGUAUAUAUCUACUUUAUGUACAGUAUAUGUAUAAUGGCAACCCUGUUGAUAAUGAUCAUUCGAAUGAUCAUCAGGAAAAAUCAACACAGUUGUGGUUUGAUAUCAUUAUGUAGUCACAGACAGGCGUAAGUAUGACAAAGUAUGUUGAAUACACUCAGAGGAAUUCUACCGUUACUGUAUAUAUAUUCAUCCCUUUGAUAUCAUGUAAUGUUAUGUAAAAUUGUGAGGGCAUGAAAACAGGACUGUAAACACAUGUUGUAAUUACUGAAUAAAAACAUUAAAAGUAGAUUAAAAGAUACUUACUAUGACACAGCAACAGGAGAUAAAGGACCCUCGUCAUGGUAAGACUAAUGUCCUCUACAAGCCAUCUCUUUCUCUCAACCUAUACAAUAGCAAUUCAACCUGUGAAUGAGGUUAUUGUAAGACAAAGUGCUGGUUUGAAAAUGAGACAGGAUGCCACUGAAAUGGACUGUGGUUGGUGCGGCAUCCUCCUCUACUAAGAGAGCUUCAGAGCUGUGCAAAAUGUAUGGCGAUGGAGGAUCUGAAUAGACCCUCUAAAGCGAGAUCCAUAUGGCAUUAUUCACCCUGUUCCAUUUCACUAUACAGUAUUAGGCUCAGAUGAAGUUGGUUUUGGUUUAAUCAUCCAUAAUCAUAAAAUACAACUUUAAAAUGUAUAGGUCUAUGCUGCUUGAAAUAGUUAUUUGUCUAUGUACUGGGGGGGCAUUCUGCUCCAGGACCAUUCAAUGAAGAAAUUCUACACACCUUCCACUAGGUGCCACCAUAGUACACUCUGUUUGUGUCUGUGCUUCUCUCACUGUAUCUUUCAUUCUCUCUUUCUCUCUCUCUCUCUUCCUCACACACCCUGAUGAGGUGCUUCCGGAGCAGGGCUGACUCUGGGACCAGUGAGAGAGACACAAGGGCUGGCUCUAGUACCCAGUGAGAGAGACACAAUGGGCUGGCUCUAGGACCCAGUGAGAGAGACACAAGGAGUUGGCUCUAGGACCCAGUGAGAGAGACACAAGUAGCUGGCUCUAGGACCCAGUGAGAGAGACAUAAGUGGCUGGCUCUAGGACCCAGUAAGAGAGACACAAAGACUGGCUCUAGGACCCAGUGAGAGAGACAUAAGUUGCUGGCUCUAGGACCCAGUGAGAGAAACACAAGGGGGCAUGGUGAUAUUUUUAAUCUGACCACAGAACCUUUUAGCUUGCUGCUGCUGCCUCCUUGAACUGAGGACAGCUCUGACAGUGCCUUGUGCCUUAGCAUAGUUCCUCAUCCUCAGUGUGAUGUAGAGUAGCACCUCUUACCAGGCCCCUUGGAACAGAGACACACCCAGCCACCCGGACCCUGACAGCGGGCCCCCUGUCCAUGGCCCCGUGGCCCUCUGUGUCCUGACAUGCCAGGCAGCAGCAGCAGCAGCACACGCGCAGCCCCAGCAGCCCAGCCAUGGAGCAGCAAGCCUGGAUACUGAGGGGCUUCCUGGCUCAAGUGGAGAGCAAGGAGGCUGAGGAGGAGGAAGCAGAGAGUGGCUUCACCGGGGAGUUCUCUGUGAGUUAAUCUAUUUGUUUGAUCACUUUUCUCUUUGUAUAAAAAAGUGGAUUUAGUGCGGACUUCACCUGUGCUGUGAUGCUGAAUGUUUACAGUUUAUCUGAGCUUAGAGAGCAUGUGAGUGAGUGUAUUUGUUUUUAUGUGAGUGUGUGUGGACAAAGAGAGAGUGCUGUUGUGAUAAGUCAAACUGUUAUUCCACUGAGCAGAACUCUGCCAAUGUCCCAAGAAGAAUUUGACAAAAGAACGCCAUGUUCAGAGGAGAGACAUACUAUUUCUGUUGUGCUGUUUCUCCAUGGGUUGUUCCUGUAUGGGUUGUGUCUGCAUGGGUUGUUUCUGUAUGGGUUGUUCCUGUAUGGGUUGUUUCUGUAUGGGUUGUUUCUGUAUGGGUUGUUUCUGUAUGGGUUGUGUCAGUCAGUCCAAAUGCUAUGUUAUUGAUGCAGAAAGAGCCCCCAGCACCACCACCCUGCACACACACACAUACACACAUGCACUUGCAAGGACACGCAUGCACACAUGCACACAUACACACCAGUAGUGUAAAGUACUUAAGUAGAAAUACUUUAAAGUACUACUUAAGUCGUUUUUGGGGGUAUCUGUACUUUACAUUACUAUUUAUAUUUUUGACAACUUUUACUUUUACUUCACUACAUUCCUAAAGAAAAAAUAUUGUACUUUUUACUCCAUACAUUUUUCCUGACAACCCAAAGUACUCUUUACAAUUUUGAAUGCUUAACAGAACAGGAGAAUUGUGAAAUUCACGCACUUAUCAAGAGAAUACAUGAUCAUCCCUACUGCCUAUGUUCUGGCACUAAACACAAAUACAUAUUUUGUAAAUAAUGUAUUGAGUGUUGGGGUGUGCCCCUGGCUAUCAGUACAUUUUUAAAAACAAGAAAAUGGUGCCCCUCUGCUUUGCUUAAUUUAACGAAUUUGAAAUGAUUUAUACUUUUACUUUGAUACUUAAGUAUAUUUUAGCAAUUGAAUUUACUUUUGAUACUUAAGUAUAUUUAAAACCAAAUACUUUUAGACUUUUACUCAAGUAGUAUUUUACUGGGUGACUUUCACUUUCACUUGAGUAACUUUCUUUUAAGGUAUCUAUACUUUUACUCAAGUAUGACAAUUGGGUGCUUUUUCCACCACUGAUACACACGCACAUACAUGCACACUAGUGAUGCGCGGGUUGACUAAUAACCCGCGGACGGGAUUUGGGUCAUAAAUAUUGUGUGGCUGAAGGGCGGGUGGGUGGCAGGCGGGUUGAAUAAAGAGAAGCAAUACCUUAAAAAAUCCAUAAAUGUAUAAUUAUUGUGCAAUUCAUAUAGGCUACAUUAAGGUUUUUCUUUCAUUAUUUUAGGCUAUCUGGUAUUACUGCAUAAGCCUAAACUUUAGGGUUUAACUGUAGCCUACACGCGCCAAAUAGCCUACACAGCCAAUUGCCAAAUAAUGCUUUUGGGAAGGGCAGACAAAGUUAAAGUCAAUCGACGGAGGCACAAAGGACAUUGUCGAAGUUUAAUUCAGUAAGACAAAAGCUGCGAAAGGAGAGUUGAAAAUAAAGAGAAGGGAGGACCAGAAAAGUAAUGUUGGUAAAAUAUUUGGGGAAGUGGUAAAAGAGGAAGAUAGUAGUGCCGGUUAUGUUACGUGUGAUGAUUGGCAACAAAAAAAUCCUGCACCCCCUGUCAAGAAAUCGUUCUUCAGUCUUUGACAGUAGCCUGUUGCCCAUUUUCUAUAUUUGCUGGUUAGGGUUGGGUGCUGCAUCAGAUUUUCACUUUAUCACACAUAGUCAGGCGGUUGUGGAUGGGUUAUUAGCAAUUGAGGGCAGGUGCAGGUGAACAAACAGCUAACCCGUGCAUCACUAAUGCACACACACACAUAUACACACAGACACAUACUCAUACACACACACACACACACAUAAACACACACUGACUGACACUAGCUUUACAAUUGCAAAUGGGAUAUCACAGAAGCCUGUUAGUGGGGCCAAGUGAGGCCCCACUAAUCAUAAGUGCACUUUAACUAAAACUCUGCCUUGGGCACCCCAUUGUCCUGUUCCCAUGGAUGACAUCACCUGUGGACCAUCACCAUGGUGAGGAGGGACACCUCUGUGACUGAGGGCAUUGGGCCUCCUCUCCUCUCCUCUCCUCCCCUCUCCCUUCUCUCCGCUCCACCUGCCGCCCUGCUUGUGUCGUGUCCCUUCCAUCCUGACCACCCAGGGGAACAGAACUUACGUGUGUGGAACAAAAAGAGCUCUGCAGGGUGCAGAUGUCUGCUCUCUGCCUUCUGUUUGGGCUGUCUGUUAGAACUGCAAGAGGACCAGGGAGGGACACUCUGGGUCUUUAUUUUGAGUGUCACUCAUUCACUACCCUGACUGGAGUCACUAAUGUCCUCUCUUAGUCUGUUGCCAUGCACUGUAUGUUUCCAGUAAGCUAAUGGCUGUAAGUCUGAGCCAUGCCAGAGCUGACGUUAAGCUUUGGCAGUGGUGUGGUGUCACAGGGUUACCCACAGAGUGUACAGUACAUGGAUGUGACUCUAACACUGACUCUACACUCUUAGAAAAAAAGGUGCUAUCUAGAACCUAAAACGGUUCUUAGGCUGUCUCCAUAGAAUAACUCUUUGAUGAACCCUUUUGGGCAGUUACUAGACUCAGACAUACAAACAUAGGAACUGUGACAACUGCAAUGUCAUUGACUGUACGGCUACUUACUUCCAGUUCCCCAGAGGAACAAGAUCUUUAGACACCCUUACAUUUAACCACACAGGUCUGGGUGAUAGACUGAGAUAACCCUUUCCCUCCUGCACAUGCAAACAUAUGCCUUGUGUUUUCUAAUAUUUGACUCACUUUUCACUGUUGCAGAGGCUCAAACGCCAGUCCACCAAGUACCGCACUGACAAAACGUACCCCACAAAGGUAGCAGAGACUCAGGAGAAUGUGAAGAAGAACCGAUACAAGGACAUUGUUCCCUGUAAGUCACGGUUUACAGUUACAGUCUAAUGCAGUGGUUUGAAGUGGUAUAUUUAUGCAGUAUUCACUACAAUACUGUCUUCAUCUCCCCUCAGUUGACCACAGCAGAGUGAAGCUGACCCUUACCACCUCCAAGAAUGACAAUGACUACAUCAAUGCCAGCUUCAUCAAGGUAGGGUGGCGGGACUUGAUCUUGGUGUACUAGAAGACACAAUAGAAGAGUAUCGGCAGUAGAGUCCCAGGGUGUGUGACCAUUAUGCUCUGUACCCCCAGGGAGUGUCAGGGUCCAGGGCCUACAUUGCCACUCAGGGCCCUCUGCCCCACACCGUGCUGGACUUCUGGAGGAUGCUCUGGGAGUACAACAUAGAGGUACCACUCUGUCUGUCUGUCUGUCUGUCUGUCUGUCUGUUUGUCUCUGUGUGUGUGUUUGUGUCACUCUCUCUCUCUCUCUCUCUCUCUCUCUCUCUCUCUCUCUCUCUCUCUCUCUCUCUCUCUCUCUCUCUCUCUCUCUCUCUCUCUCUCUCUCUCUCUCUCUCUCUUUCUCUCUCUUCUUCUCUAUCUCUCUCUACGGUUGUUCCAUGUCAUUUCAGCAAGCCAUGACACCCACCAUCACAGAUUGUUCGGAAAUCAUUUCUGUAGUUAGAAACAGAUAGGAUAAGCAUUCUGUAAAUAUUAUUUUGUUGAAAUAGAAUUCGAUAUCUGAAAAAUUAAGCUAAUUGAUUGUAUUUUAAUUUCUAGGAUUCCUAUAUUAUUCAAUAAUUAUAGUACCUAACAUCCAAUUUGGACCAAACUUUUUUCAAACAAUGAGUAAGACAUGAGGAAUCUAAAGAAGUGGUCAAAAGCCAUCGACGGACUCCCCAUACCUCACACCAAUCCCACCCCAACAACGAGUAUAUAGAUGAGAUUUUUGUUGUUGAUGAUUAGAUUAGAUAUAAACUCAACAAAAAAAGAAACGUCCUCUCACUGUGGGGUAACAGUCAGUAUCUGGGGGGGCCACCAGCUGCAAUAAGUACUGCAGUGUAUCUCCUGCACCAGAUUUUCCAGUUCUUGCUGUGAGAUGUUACCCCACUCUUCCACCAAGGCACCUGCAAGUUCCCUGACAUUUCUGGGGGGAAUGGACCUAGCCCUAGCCCUCACCCUCCGAUCCAACAGGUCCCUGAUGUGCUCAAUGGGAUUGAGAUCCGGGCUCUUCGCUGGCCAUGGCAGAACAUUGGCAUUCCUGUCUUGCAGGAAAUCAUGCACAGAACAAGCUGUAUGGCUGGUGGCAUUGUCAUGCUGGAGGGUCAUGUCAGGAUGAGCCUGCAGGAAGGGUACCACAUGAGGGAGAAGGAUGUCUUCCCUGUAACGCACAGCGUUGAGAUUACCUGCAAUGACAACAAGCUCAGUCCAAUGAUGCUGUGACACACCGCCCCAGACCAUGACGGACCCUCCACCUCCAAAUCAAUCCCGCUCCAGAGUACAGGCCUCGGUGUAACGCUCAUUCCUUCGACGAUAAACGCGAAUCUGACCAUCACCCCUGGUUAGACAAAACCGCGACUCAUCAGUGAAGAGCACUUUUUGCCAGUCCGGUCUGGUCCAGCAACGGUGGGUUUGUGCCCAUAGGCGACAUUGUUGCAGGUGAUGUCUGGUAAGGACCUGCCUUACAACAGGCCUACAAGCCCUCAGUCCAGCCUCUCUCAGUUUAUUGCGGACAGUCUGAGCACUGAUGGAGGGAUUGUGCGUUCCUGGUGUAACUUGGGCAGUUGUUGUUGCCAUCCUGUACCUGUCCCGCAGGUGUGAUGUUCGGAUGUACCAAUCCUGUGCAGGUGUUGUUACACAUGGUCUGCCACUGCGAGGACGAUCAGCUGUCAAUCCUGUCUCCCUGUAGCGCUGUCUUAGGUGUUUCACAGUACGGACAUUGCAAUUUAUUGCCCUGUCCACAUCUGCAGUCCUCAUGCCUCCUUGCAGCAUGCCUAAGGCACGUUCAAGCAGAUGAGCAGGGACCCUGGGCAUCUUUCUUUUGGUGUUUUUCAGAGUCAGUAGAAAGGCCUCUUUAGUGUCCUAAGUUUUCAUAACUGUGACCUUAAUUGCCUACUGUCUGUAAGCUGUUAGUGUCUUAAUGAUCGUUCCACAGGUGCAUGUUCAUUAAUUGUUUAUGGUUCAUUGAACAAGCAACAGUGUUUAAACCCUUUACAAUGAAGAUAUGUGAAGUUAUUUGGAUUUUUACUAAUUAUCUUUGAAAGACAGGGUCCUGAAAAAGGGACGUUUCUUUUUUGCUGAGUUUAUUAUCAGUUCUGUAUGCUUGAUGAGUAGUAUGGAACUGCGGCUCUGAGUAUUAUUUGUUCAUCCACGACUUCAGAACAAUCUGAGAUGGUGGGUGUCGAAAUCCUAUUUUUUGUGCUAUUUGAGCUGGAACGACCCCCCUGUCUCUCUCGCUCUCUCUGGUGAUGUUGUACUGAUGCACUGAUGGUGAUAUUGUCUUCUAUCAGGUCAUAGUGAUGGCUUGCAGGGAGUAUGAGAUGGGCAGGGUAAGUCACUCGCUAUGCUCAUGUAUACUAUGCUCUAUUAUUACGCUGCAUUUCAUAAUCAUAGAUUGUGGUUAAUAUCAGGUCAGUGUUGUAGCUUGUUGCACAUUGAAGACAGAUUGUUUGUAAUGUGACCUACAUACUCUUUCGUAGAAAAAGUGUGAGCGCUACUGGCCGGAGAAACAAGAGGAGCCAUUUGUGUGUGGCCCGUUUACUAUUUACUGCGUAAGUAGUAGGCUACUUCCUCCCUCUCUCUGACCACUUCCUGCUUUGGUUGGUUCUCUUGUCCUCUCACAAGACAACCGGCCUCCUAACCAUAACUACGUUAUCAACACUAUAGUCAUAAAUGCUAGAUGAAUGCAACCUUAUUGAAAAGCCAGAUACAAAAAGAUACAGGCACAUACAGUGCCUUCAGAAAGUAUUUUAUUUAAAAUGGAUUAAAUGACAAAAUGUCCUCAUCAAUCUACCUCAUAAUGAAAAAGCGAAAACAGGUUUUUAGAAUUUUUUACACAUGUAUUACAAAUAAAAAACAGAAAUACCUUAUUUGCAUAAGUAUUCAGACCCUUUGCUAUGAGACUCGAAAUUGAGAUCAGGUGCAUCCUGUUUCCAUUGAUCAUCCUUGAGAUGUUUCUACAACUUGAUUGGAGUCCACCUGUGGUAAAUUCAAUUGAUUGGACAUGAUUUGGAAAGGCACACACCUGACUCUAUAAGGUCCCACAAUUGACAGUGCAUGGGAGAACCUUCCAGAAAGACAACCAUCUCUGCAGCACUCCACCAAUCAGGCCUUUAUGGUAGAGUGGCCAGACAGAAGCCACUCAGGAAAAGGCACAUGAAAGCCCGCUUGGAGUUUGCCAAAAGGCACAUAAAGACUCUCAGACCAUGAGAAACAAGAUUCUGUGGUCUGAUGAAACCAAGAUUUAACUCUUUGGCCUGAAUGCCAAGCAUCAUGUUUGGAGGAAACCUGGCACCAGCCCUACAGUGAAGCAUUGUGGUGGUAGCAUCAUGCUGUGGGGAUGUUUUUCAGCGGCAGGGACUGGGAGACUAGUCAGGAUCGAGGGAAAGAUGAAUGGAGCACAGAGAGAUCCUUGAUCAAAAACCUUCUCCAGAGCGCUCAGGACCUCAGACUGGGGCGAAGGUUCACCUUCCAACAGGACAACGACCCUAAGCACACAGCCAAGACAACGCAGGAGUGGCUUCGGGACAAGUCUCUGAAUGUCCUCGAGUGGCCCAGCCAGAGCCCGGACUUGAACCCCAUCGAACAUCUCUGUAGAGACCUGAAAAUAGCUGUGCAGCGACGCUCCCCAUCCAACCUGACAGAGCUUGAGACGAUCUGCAGAGAAGAAUGGGAGAAACUCCCCAAAUACAGGUGUGCCAAGCUUGUAGCGUCAUCCCCAAGAAUACUUGAGGCUGUAAUCGCUGCCAAAGCUGCUUCAACAAAGCACUGAAUAAAGGGUCUGAAUAAAUAUAUAUAUAUUUUUGCAAACAUUUCUAAAAACCAGUUUUUGCUUGGUCAUUAUGUGGUAUUGUGUGUAGAUUGAUGAGGGGGGAAAAAAACAAUUUAAUCAAUUUUAGAAUAAGGCUGUAACAUAACAAAAUGUGGAAAAAGUCAAGGGGUCUGAAUACUUUCCGAAUGCACUGUACAAAAGUCCCUUGAUGUGCUUAGUACUUUUUCCUCUGGGAUUCUAAGUUAUAGGGCUCUGCUCAAAUAUGCCUUAAAUAUGCCUAAACAUUAAUAAUCACGCACGUGUGAAGUACAUGUAGUAUACUAAUGUCAUUCCCUCCUUAGAAAGAAUAGCGUCUGCAGGUUUUCUGUGUGAAAAUAAUGCUAAGCUGCCAACUGUGUGUGUUUGUGCACAGGACUCAGAGGAGAGUAAAGGGGACUAUGUGAGCAGAAACUUGAGGGUGACCUAUCGUAAUGUAAGAACUGUUUAUACCCUUAUUAUAAACUGAGAUGGAGUGUAAAUUAGAAACGAUCAUGUGUAGAAUCUGCGGACAAGAGAUAGAUACAUGCUUAAAAUCGCUAAAUUGUGAUGGAAUAUUUUGUUGGUGGAAUUGUAGUAUGCUUUGCAGUAUUCUUUGGUGCGGAGCAUUUCAGUAAUUAAAUACAUCAAAGGUAGACUUUUUUGCACACACUCCCACACUAGUGAUGCGCAGGUUAACUCAUAACCCGCAGUCCCCGAGGUUAUAUCCGUGGGGCAGACGGGUUUACGGUGAUUCAAAUAGGCCUAUGGCAUGUCAAGGGAACUGUAGCCUACUGUUUAGAUGGGUUAAAUGGAAACUGAAAUCUGGACAUUGACUAACCAGAAUGACCUACUGUUUUUUGGCAAACUUGAUUUAUUUUUGGACUAUCUGUUUUUCCAUGUAUGAAUCUUUUAUUCAAUGUGUUUCCAUGGGCUAAUAGCAGUAAGUACAAAUUCAAUGUUUCAUAAAAUAUAUUUUUUUAUACCUACAGGGGUCCUAAAAUUCAGAAUUGAAUAGCUAAAUGAUCCUUGGUAUGACCAUCUUAAAACAAUUACAUAUGUUAGCUUAGUAGAAGCCCGGGCCCUUAGACUCCUAAUGCUGGACACUUCCUGUUUCUUUUAUACUGUUUUUCACACUGUGUAUUUAUAUACAUAGCUCAUUAUAAUAAUAUGCCAUUUAGCAGACGCUUUUAUCCAAAGCGACUUACAGUCAUGCGUGCAUACAUUUUUUGUGUAUGGGUGGUCCCGGGGAUCGAACCCACUACCUUGGCGUUACAAGCGCCAUGCUCUACCAGCUGAGCUAGAAAGGACAUGUUCAUGUUCAUCCCUGGCUGCACCGGGGUCCUCCCGUGGUUGCUGAUAUCUGAUUUGUCUACUGCUUGUGGACGCACAUGGCUCCUCUGUUGGUGUCUCAUUCUUUAUUUUGUUUUCAAAAAAUGUACCCCCUUUUUCUCCCAAAUUUCUUGAUAUCCAAUUGUGAUCCAAUUACAAUCUUAUCUCAUCCCUGCAACUCCCCAACGGGCUCGGGGGAGGCGAAGGUCGAGUCAUUCGUCCUCCGAAACAUGACCUGCCAAACCGCGAUUCUUAUCACCUGCCCGCUUAACCCGGAAGUCAGCCGCACCAAUGUGUCGUCGGAGGAAACACUGUUCAACUGACGACCGAAGUCAACCUGCAGGUGCCCGGCCUGCCACAAGGCGCCUUAGACCGCUGCGCCAAUUGGGAAGCCUAACAUAGCUCAUUCUAAGAUAUCUACUAUUGUACAUUGCAUUUUAGUUACACUGUUUAUUCACACCGCAUAUUUAGAUACUGGAUUCUUAACAUAGCUCACUCUAAUAAAUCAACUGCUAUACAUAUCAUUCUUCGUAUAAUCUUUUCGGUGUAUAUACGCAUAGAUUGCACUUGGAUUACUGAUACAGUGUUAUUUGGGUUGUUAAUUGGAAUCGUUCUGAGAUUUCUUGAUUUUAGUUUUUGAUUAAUUUGUGUACUUGUUUGACAUUUUACUGCAAUGUUAGGCGCUAGUAACACAAGCAUUUCACCCCACCCACUAUAACAUCUGCUAAACUGUGUACGCGACCAAUAAACUUUGAUUUUAUUUCAUGGGGUAGGGGUCUCACAUGUCUCCUGGUGUGUCCGUCUGUCUGUUUUAAUAUUGAACUCUGUGGUUUUUCCAUAAGUGGUGCCGGACCCUGAGACAGCUGCACUAUAUCAACUGGCCCGACCAUGGGGUCCCUGACACCAUCCCACCCAUCCUGGAGCUGCUGCAGGAGAUGAGGUCCUACCAGGCCCAUGGGGACGUGCCCAUCUGCAUACACUGCAGGUCAUCUCUCCAAGCUCCCACCACACACACACACACACACACACACACACACACACACACACACACACACACACACACACACACACACACACACCUCACAACAGUGAAUCAGUCCUGAAUUACACCAACACAGUACACCGUUAACCUGAAGUUUGAAUCAUUGUCAGAAACGGAGAGUCAAUAAAGCAUGGUAAAUAGUUCUACAGUUAUAGGUUCCCUUUGUGGCUGAUGCUAGGCAGUCAUAUGCUGUGGGGUCAUAUAUCAUGAAAAAGUGAUUGUUCUGUGAGUAGAACACCCUGUUGUGGGCAUCCUGUUGUAGACCCCUUUAAGCUCAGUCACCUCCCCCUUCUCUUAGACACACAGACAGGAAGAGUGUGUGGGCGGCUGGCCAACAGACCACUGUGGGUGUGCAAACAAGCACUUGUACAUCUCCCCCUCUCUCUUACUAUCUCUCGCCAUGGUUACCGCUAACCUGCUGUAAGGCCUUGGGCUAUCUGAGAGUCUAGUGAUGAUGAAUGUUCAAAGGGUUGUGUUUUUAAACCCUGUCCUCCUUUAACUCAGUCGUCUGUCUUACAUGAGUAAGACGAGAGAGAGAACAUUGCUUGUUUACAUACUGCGACAACAGUGACACACGGAAAUUUCAGCGGUGGCCACAGGUCUCCUCUUUGAAAGUUGCUCAAUGUGUUUGACAUAGGCUUGAGUCGUGUUGCACAACACUCCAGAAAAAAUUAGUUUGCCACAACACUCGUUAUCCCCUCCCCCUGCUCUCUAUAAUAAGGCUAUAAUAGGCAGUCUUUAGCAUCCUAUUUUAGGCCCAAUUGCUACAGAUUUUAAGUAAGCCCCAGUCAGAUGGCAUAACACUUCAGUAGUCAGUUAAUAGUAGUGUCUGUGUAACAGGCUGGCAUCCAGGCGUGGUAUAGAGGAGGCGUCACAACAUACCCACACCUCCUAGUAGAUAGAUGAACCACCAGGAACGGAAUGUUCAGUCACAGGCAUCAGGCAUGCCCAUGCCAUAGAAUCAUGCUCUCCUCUCUACUCAGUUAGUUAACCUAGAGUCAGGGGUGAGGAUAGGAAGGUAUCAUCAUAUGAAGUGACAGAUCUGCUUACUGGCAUGUUUCCCUUGGAACAGUUCACUCUCCAUGGGAAACUAGGCUGCUCUCAUAUCACAUACACUACAUGAUCAAAAGUAUGUGGACACCUGCUCGCCGAACAUCUCAUUCCAAAAUCAUGGGCAUUAAUAUGGAGUUGGUCCCCCCUUUGCUGCUAUAACAGCCUCCACUCUUCUGGGAAGACUUUCCACUAGAUGUUGGAACAUUGCUGCGGGGACCUGCUUCCAUUAAGCCACAAGAGCAGUAGUGAGGUCGGGUACUGAUGUUGGCCGAUUAGACCUGGCUCGCAGUCGGCGUUCCAAUUCAUCCCAAAGGUGUUCGAUGGGGUUGAGGUCAGAGCUCUGUGCAGGCCAGUCAAGUUCUUCCACACUGAUCUCGAAAACAAUUUCUGUAUGGACCUUGCUUUGUGCACGGGGGCAUUGUCAUGCUUAAACAGGAAAGGUCCUUCCCCAAACGGUUACCACAAAGUUGGAAGUACAGAAUCAUCUAGAAUGUCAUUGAAUGCUUUAGCGGUAAGAUUUCCCUUCACUGGAACUAAGGAGCCAUGAAAAACAGCCCCAGACCAUUAUUCUUCCUCCACCAAACUUUACAGUUGGCACUAUGCAUUGGGGCAGGUAGCGUUCUCCUGGCAUCCCUCAAACCAGAUUAGUCCGUCUGACUGCCAGAUGGUGAAACUUGAUUCAUCACUCCAGAGAACGCGUUUCCACUGCUCCAGAGUCCAAUGGCGGCAAGCUUUACACCACUCCAGCCGACGCUUGGCAUUGCGCAUAGGUGAUCUUAGGCUUGUGUGUGGCUGCUCGGCCAUGGUGACGUUGCUUCCAGAGGCAGUUUGGAACUUGGUAGUGAGUGUUGUAACCAUUCUGUGAGCUUGUGUGGCCUACCACUUCGCGACUGAGCCGUUGUUGCUCCUAGACGUUUCUACUUCACAAUAACAGCACUUACAGUUGACCAGGGCAGCUCUAGCAGGGUAGAAAUUUGAUGAACUGACUUGUUGGAAAGGUGGCAUCCUAUGAUGGUGCCAUGUUGAAAGUCACGUAGCUCUUCAGUAAUGCCAUUCUACUGCCAAUCUUUGUCUAUGGAGAUUGCAUGGCUGUGUGCUCAAUUUUAUACACCUGUCAGCAACGGAUGUGGCUGAAAUAGCUGAAUCCACUAAUUUGAAGGGGUGUCCACAUACUUUUGUAUAUAUAUAGUGUAUCUGACAGUCUCUAUCUGUUAGUGUGGGCCAGGAGCAUGCUAGGUGAAAAGAGUUUGUAUUUAUAUAUUCUACAUGUUUGUUCUUCUUAAUUAAUAUAAUGUAUUUUAUGUUGACACUGUUCAACCUGUUUGUCCCUGCAGUGCUGGCUGUGGAAGAACAGGAGCACUGUGUGCCAUCGACUACACCUGGAACCUGGUGAAAACACAGGUGAGAACUGUACCUACCCUACCCUGUACUGUACCAUCUCCUCUGAACCCGAGUGAGAGCAGAGGACCAAAGACUACUGUAUCUAUGUUGUGGUGUACUGAAAGCUAUCCUAUCUGUAACUGUAUGUGUGUACAGUCACCUUACUGAUCGUCAUUGAGUGCCUUUGUGUUUAUUUCCAGCGGCUCAAAGAAGACUUCAGCAUCUAUGACCUGGUUCAGGACAUGAGAACACAGAGGCCCUCUGUGGUUCAGACCAAGGUAAAGUGCUUUCAGAAAGUAUUCAUGCCCCUUGAUUUAUUCCACAUUUUGUUGUUACAGCCUGAAUUACACAAUACACCAUAAUGACAAAGUGAAAACAUGUUUUAGAAGUUUGCUAAUUUCCGUAAUUAUUCACACCCCUGAGUCAAUACUUUGUAGAAGCACCUUUGGCGGCGAUUACAGCUUUGAGUUAUCUUGGGUAUGUCUGUAUCAUCUUUGCACAUCUGGGUUUGGGGAUUUUCUCCCAUUCUUCCUUGCAGAUUUCCUCAAGCUCUGUUAAGUUAGAUGUGGAGCAGCGGUGAACAGCGAUCUUCAAGUCUUUCCCCAGAUUUUCAAUGAGAUUCAAGUCUGGGCUUUGACUGGGCCACUCAAGCACUUUCACAUUCUUGCUCUGAAACCAUUCCAGUGUUGCUUUGGCUGUAUGCUUCGGGUCAUUGUCCUGUUGGAACGUAAAUUGCUCCCAGUCUAUGGUCAUUUGCACUCUGAAGCAGGUUCUCAUCAAGGAUUUUCCUGUAUUUGGCUCCAUUCAUUAUUCCCUCUAUCCUUACCAGUCUCCAAGUUCCUGCCACUGAAAAGCAUCCCCAUAGCAUGAUGCUGCCACCACCAUGAUUCACGGUAGGGAUGGUGUUAGAUGGGUGAUGGGCUGUGCCUGGUUUUCUCCAGACAUAGAACUUUGCAUUCAGGCCAAAGAGUUACAUUUUUGUCUCAUCAGACCACAUCAUGUUUUGCCUUAUGCUCUCAGAGUCUUUCACGUGCCUUUUUGCAAACUUCAGGUGUGCUGUCAUGUGCCAUUUUCUCAGGAGUGGCUUCCGUCUGGCCACUCUCCCAUAAAGCCCAGAUUGGUGAAGUGCUGCAGAGACUUGUCCUUCUGGCAGGUUUUCCCAUCUCUGCCAAGGAACUCUGUAGUUCUGUCAGAGUGGUCAUUGGGUUCUUGGUCAUCUCACUGACCAAGGUCCUCCUUGCCCGGUUGCUCAGUUUGGUCGGACAGCCAGAUCUAGGCAGAGUCUGGGUAGUUCCAUAUUUUUUAAAUUUCCCAAUGAUGGAGACCACCGUGAUCUUGGAAGUUUUCAACACUCUAGAAAUAGUUUUAUACCCUUCCCCAGAUAUAUGCCUCAUCAAAAUUCUAUCUCGGAGCUCAACAAACAGUUCCUUGGACUUCAUGAUAUAGUUUCUGCUCUGAAAUGCACUGUCAACCGUGGGACCUUAUAUAGACAGGUGUGCUUCUUUCUAAAUCAUGUCCAAACAAGUUGCAGUGACGUCUCAAGGACGAUCAAAGGAAAUUGGAUGCACCUGAACGCAACUUAGAGUGUCAUAGCAAAGUGGAGUGAAUACUUACAGUAUGUCAUUAUGUCACUUUGUCAUUAUAGGGUAUUGUGUGUGGAUGGGUGAGAAAUGUUUUAUAUUUAAUCUAGUUUGAAUUCAGGCUGUAACACAACAAAAUGUAGAAUAAGUCAAGGGUUAUGAAUACUUUCUGAAGACACUGUAGCAUUCUCACUUAGUAUUCUACAUAAUGCUAUUAGCUGCAUAAUCACAUACAUACACAGACACUUUGUGACAGGCUUCUACUUUAGACCAAGGUAGCGUUUUCACUUCAUAGUAAUAUUUGAGCAUAACCACAUACACUGAGUGGACAAAACAUUAGGAACACCUUCCUAAUAUUGAGUUGCACCCCCUUUUGUCAUCAGAACAGCCUAAAUUCGUUGCAGCAUGGAGUCUACAAGGUGUCGAAAGCGUUCAACAGGGAUUCUGGCCCAUGUUGACUCCAAUGCUUCCCACAGUUGUGUCAAGUUGGCUGGAUGUCCUUUGGGUGCUGGACCAUUCUUGAUACACAUGAAAACUGUUGAGCGUGAAAAACCCAGCAGCGUUGCAGUUCUUGACACACUCAAACCGGUGCGCCUGGUAACUACUACCAUACCCCGUUCACUUAAAAAAAUGUGUCUUGCCCAUUCACCCUCUGAAUGGCACACAUACACAAUCCAUGUCUUAAUUGUCUCAAGACUUAAAAAUCAUUUUUUAACCUGUCUCCUCCCCUUCAUCUACACUGAUUGAGUUGACAUUGAGGUGGGAUUAUAGAGAUUAUAGCUUUCACCUGGAUUCACCUGGUCAGACUAUGUCAUGGAACGAGCAGGUGUUCCUAAUGUUCUGUACACUCAGUGUGACAGGCCUCCACCUGAGACAUUAUUAUCACAAAGUUGUAUCUCACCAUCGUCUGGCAGCAAUCAAUUCUGACAUUUCAAAGUGGCUUCAUUUGCCUUUUAAAAUCUCAAAUACACUACAUGUUUUACAUUUCCUGCAUUGCAGGACAGUUCUCCUGCAACAGGCUGAUCAAAUUAAGAUCCUACAUCUGUAGAGCCACAUAUUCUUUGCAAUCUAUAAUGUUAGUAGAAACUCCCCCUGUGUAAUCUCUCGCCGGGGCAGCUGAUAUGGGAUCUAACACUAAAAUAACUGGUUUUGUGUGUGACUACAGGAACAGUAUGAGCUAGUGUACAGAACCAUCAAGUUCCUGUUUGAGAAGUAUCUGCUGUCCAUGGCACCAGCACCGCCUUCCUGCACAGAGGAGGUGAGACAGACAGCGUGUUUGACGGGGAACAGUUAUAUCAAGAUGAGGUGCUGAAUCACUAAUCCCGAUCACAUAAUGAGUAGUUAUUUGGGAUGCAAGGUGAUUUGUAGAUCAAUGAUUCUGCACAGUGUGACUGUUGUGUAAUCUCAAACACACAGAGAGACUCUGGCUAGGGGAACCAAGCUGGCUGUUUGGGGAUGUUGUAGCAACAGGCACUGGAAUGGAGCAACACAGCCACAUAAACUAAGGCCAGUGAUCUGUGGCCUACGUAAAUACUUUCUCAGAGGGUGAGUGAGUAAGCGUGUGAUUCUGUUUAACUGUUUAGGUGCCAGUGGCCCCCUCACCCCCUACACCCAGUGACAGUGAGCUCUCUGACCUCAGCGAGGCGUCUGAAGCUGAACAGGAACCAGAACCUGUGCCCCAGCAUCAAAUAGAACCACAGACAGAGCACAGGUACAGAACAGUAAAUGCUUUUCCCCAUCAACCAUAGAUCUGACAAUUGAAGCUUUUUUCAUGGUGCAUUGCUGGAUGCAUAUCUCUAUAGCAAAAUAUGUCACAAUAACCAAUACUCUUUCUCACACAGAGAGAGAAAUGCCUCUUCAAUAGAAUGGCUAAAUAACUCAUAUUGUGUUGCAGGCACUCAGAGAGGGAGGAGCCUGAUGGGAUAUCCAAUCACGUCUUACCAGUGGCCUUCUCUGCCUCAGCAGCGGUGCAUGAUGGUGACCCACUGUCUGACGCAGCUACGCGCUCCCCCUCAGCCAUCCUCAAUGCCCUGAGAGCAAGGGACAGGCAGAGGGAACAGCAGAGACCAAAUUCCCUACCAACACAGACUGUUAACCAGAAACCACAACCUCUACAGACACAGCCUAAUAACAGGCCCAUCGACCAGAGACCACCAUACCCACUACCGACAAAGCCUGAUAACCUGCCCACCUGCCAGGACCUGAGACAAGAGCCCAGCCUCAGCAUCCCCAUCAUAACCCCUCAGGCACUCAGGACUCAGGAAUUCUGUCAGAGACCCAUGGAGCAAAAGAAGGUGGAGAGGGAUGUAGAGAUCAACCGACUGGUACCACCAGUGCUCUCUGCGGUCUCCAUCUCCAACACCCUCUGUCUCACCGUGGAGGACCCCUACUUUGGACCUGACUCUUCACUGACCUCACCCCUGGCUUCUGAGGCUCCCAGAGGGGCUGAUAAUGAGGAGGAGCUGGCUCCACUGAGCAAGUUGACAGAGAACCCCUAUUUCAAUGGGUCAAGUAUGACCCUUAACGGCCAGCCGAUGGAGCUGCCAGCCCUUGUCAUCACCAACGCUGCCCCAGGUGCGGUUGUAGCUUCCUCGGAUGAAGACAGUCCACCUCUAUUACCGGAGCGAACCCCUGAAUCAUAUGUACUGGCUGCUGGAACAGGUGAAUGUUGUGAUACUGUAUGCUUACUCUUUUAGAUCAAUAAAGAAUUUGAGAGUGCUUAGUUGGCUUUAAAGCAUGGCCCAUUCUUUGGGUUGAUAUUCCAGUAUAUCCCAUCACUAUAUAUAUAUAUAUAUAUAUAUAUAUAUAUAUAUAUAUAUAUAUAUAAUACAGUGCCUUCAGAAAAUAUUCAGACCCCUUGACUUUUUCCACAUUUUGGUAAGUUACAGCCUUAUUCUAAAAUUGAUUAAAUUGUUUUUCCCCUCAUCAAUCUACACACCAUACCCCAUAAUGACAAAGCAAAAACAGGAUUUUAGAAAAAAAACAUGGAAAUAUCACAUUUACAUAAGUAUUCAGACCCUUUACUCAGUACUUUGUUGAAGCACCUUUGGCGCGAUCACAGCCUCGAGUCUUCUUGGGUAUGAUGCUACAAGCUUGGCACACCUGUAUUUGGGGAGUUUCUCCCAUUCUUCUCUGCAGAUCCUCUCAAGCUCUGUCAGGUUGGAUGGAAAGUGUUGCUGUACAGCUAUUUUCUGGUCUCUCCAGAGAUGUUCGAUCGGUUCAAGUCCGGGCUCUGGCUGUGCCACUCAAGGACAUUCAGAGACUUGUCCCGAAGCCACUCCUGCGUUGUCUUGGCUGUGUGCUUAGGGUCAUUGUCCUGUUGGAAGGUGAACCUUUGCCCCAGUCUGAGGUCCUGAGCACUCUGGAGCAGAUUUUCAUCAAGGAUCUCUCUGUACUUUGCUCCGUUCAUCUUUGCCUCGAUCCUGACUAUUCUCCCAGUCCCUGCCGCUGAAAAACAUCCCCACAGCAUGAUGCUGCCACCACCUUGCUUCACCGUAGGGAUGGUGCCAGGUUUCCUCCAAACGUGACGCUUGGCAUUCAGGCCAAAGAGUUCAAUCUUGGUUUCAUCAGACCAGAGAAUCUUGUUUCUCAUGGUUUGAGAGUCUUUAGGUGCAUUUUGGCAAACUCCAAGCAGGCUGUCAUGUGCCUUUUCCUGAGGAGUGGCUUCCGUCUGGCCACUCUACCAUAAAGGCCUGAUUGGUGGAGUGCUGCAGAGAUGGUUUUCCUUCUGGAAGGUUCUCCCAUCUCCACAGAGGAACUCUUGUGCUCUGUCAGAGUGACCAUCGGGUUCUUGGUCACCUCCCUGACCAAGGCCCUUCUCCCCCGAUUGCUCAGUUUGGCCGGGCUGCCAGCUCUAGGGAGAGUCUUGGUGGUUCCAAACUUCUUCCAUUUAAGAAUGAUGCCACUGUGUUCUUGGGGACUUUCAAUACUGCAGACAUUUUUUGGUACCCUUCCCCAGAUCUGUGCCUCGACACAAUCCUGUCUCGGAGCUCUACGGACAAAUCCAAUUUAGAGUAAGGCUGUAACGUAACAAAAUGUGGAAAAGGUCAAGGGGUCUGAAUACGUUCCGAAUGCACUGUAUAUAUAUAUAUAUAUAUAUAUAUAUAUAUAUAUAUAUAUAUAUAUAUAUAUAUAUAUAUAUAUAUAUAUAUAUAUAUACUAUAUGUUUAAUGUCACGAAAUCUUUUCCUGGGCCCAUCAGAGCGCCCUGAUAACAUCUCUAAACCUGAGAGGUUAGAGGUCAUCAUCCCUCCUAAUGCUGCAGCUGAAGCCCUCAGGGGGAACGGUGAGUGGAGGGCCUUUGAAGACACUCAUAAUACUCAUCAUAAGCUCUUCUUCAUAAGUAUUCAAACAUAAAUUUUUUCUCUAACUCAUUUUCUCCCAAAGGGAGUCCCCCCUCGCCUAUCCCCCCACUGCCAGAGAGAACGCCAGAGUCCUUUGUGUUGGCCAACGAUGCCGGUAGGAGCACUCCUGUCUUCCCUUCCCUCUCAGUCCCCGUGGAGAUGGUAGGCCAGAAGUCAGAAGAGAAAGAGUGGUCUGGACAUUCAGUGGACACUCCUGCUCUGGUGGAGAAGAGAUCUCGGAUGAGGAGCAAAAGCUUAAAAGUAAAAAUGACAACACUCUCAGGUAUUUGUCACACAAAACAAUCAGUAUGAUAAAAUGGAGAGAAUGUCAUGUGCAAAUGAUGUUUAUCCCAGUCUUUUUGGCCUUUUUUUCCUUUACAGGAUCACCCCCGGUUACAGUGCCACCACCCAUUACAGUGCCUCCCCCAGUUAGAUAUUCUGUACCUGCUCCCUGUACAUCAGUAAACCUUCCUCCUCCCCCUCCACCUCCCUAUCCUCUGGCCCCUCCUCUCUCACCUCCAGGUAAGCAAAAGUGACACCCAUUUUAUGUUUGCAAUGUUAUUUUUCUAUACACUCUUAGAAAAAAUGUUUUUUUCUAGAACCUUAAAGGGUUCUUUGGCUAUCCCCAUAGGAGAACCCUUUGAACAACCAUUUGUGGUUGCAGGUAGAACCCUUUUGGUUCCAGGUAGAACCCUUUUGUGUUCCAUGUAGAACCUCAUUGACUUGUGUUUUUUUUCAUUGUGAAGGCUCAGAGAGUCUGACUUCCCCUCUACCUGAGAGAACCCCAGAAUCCUUCAUCCUGGUCACUCAAGAAGGUGAGCACAUGCCUUUUCAUCACCACCACCUCCACCAUCAUUAUCAUCAUCAUCAUCAUCAUCACCAUGAUAGUGCUGCUAGGAAUAGGCUACUGUCAAAAUGUUAAUCCUCCAGACAGAAUUUAAAAAUAUGUAAACGGCUCUGUGUGUGUCAAUCAAGGUAAUGUAUCUACUCUGUGUAGUACUAAACUGACAUUGUAUAAUUUUUGGGCAGUUGCAGUUGAUCAGAACAGCGCCCCCUGCCUGCAGAGUCAGAGCAGCAGCCAGACCACAACCACACAUCAGAGGAUCGGUACGUCCUCAGAGUGGGCAGGGAACUCCCAACCCAUAGGAUUCCUGGAUGGAAUCAUGAAUCGGAGCAAGGUAACAGACGUUAACAGACUCUGGGUGCUGUAGCUGUCAAGACUAUAAGGAGGUGUGGUAGUCACCCUCAUAGAACUAAUGCUUAUAGAAUGGGGAUGGUUCUAGUUAUUCAAUUUCUAUGGUCAGUAGAGACUCUUACUCUUAGAGUCAUGUGUAUUUAAUGGGUACAUCUAGCUAGUACAGGAUGCUGCCACCCACCCCUUUGUGUCAUGAACUUAUCUUUGCUAAAUGCCCUUUAGGGAUAUUAAAUGCCCUGAGCAUUUUUGUCCUCCUUGUGAUUCAUGCUAUGGCUCAUAUGUUCCAGUUGUUGUAAAUACAUAAGAACAUUAAUACAAUGCUCUAAACCUUUCCCUCAGAGUGUCCGUGUAAAGAGUUCACUGCAAGGUAAGCUGUUUUCUCAGUAGUGACUGAGAAAGGCCAUCUGUGACUGAGAAAAGUCAACUUCAAAUGGUUGCUCUUGGCUUUGCUCCCUCACACAAUAAAAGGCACUAAUAGAAAUCACUGAAAAGCAUCAUUAUACACACUCAGUGGCCUUGUGGUUAGUGUCUGCCCUGAAAUUGGAAGGUUGGAAGUUUGAUCACCGAGUCGUACCAAAGACUGUAAAUGAUGGAACACAAUGUGUCUCUGGAGAUAGAUUGGGGUAAGGCCUUGCGAUAGACUAGUGUCCUGUCCAGGUGGGUGUACUUGUAUAUCAAGCUACCUCAAACCACAGAAACAGGAUAUAGAAAUAAAUAGUAAUGCCAACUUUUUGUAGGCACUAACUCCACCAUGGUUCGUUGGACAAAGUCUAUGGAGAAAAUGAAUGGCAUUUUUGUAGGGUUUUUAGAUAAACGCUGAAAAUAAGGUAUGUGGUAAACACAGGCUUAGGAGAUCUUAUAGGUUUUGUCCUAUGAGAAUCUUCUUCAGCUAACAUCUCUUUUUGUGAAUUUUGAAGAAUUUAUGUAAUUUAAAGAAACACAUAAAACACAUAAAGGCUUCAUAAUGAUCAUGUUAACUGACUGCAAUUAUCUCAUAGAACAAAACGUAUAAGAUCUCCUAAGCCUGUGCCAACCUCAGACCUUAUUAUCGACAUUUGUUCCAAAACCAUAUUCUUUCACAAUUCAUUUUUCACAUAGGGAUGGCUGAACGAACCAGAGGUAACUCAUUUCCGGGUUAUAGGACUACAAGCUGUCAAGCUCUAUAGGAUCAUUCUCCUAUGAGCCAUUCCAGCUCGUGCAAGGCUACUUACUUACUCUUAUUGUAAUUGAUGACAUGAUGAUGAGAACUAAUGUCAGAAGUACUCCUUCCUUGAGCUAUCUGAUGUUUGAGAGAACAUACAGUACUUUACAAUUUGUCUGUCUACAUUUUCUCUACAGAGCCCCUGACUACUGUUCCUCUGGUUGCUCCAGCCGUUGUGGCCAUGACUGAAGGAGGAAGUGGUGAGUUGCAACACACAGAACAUAGACCCGCAAUUACAACUAUCAACUCUGUCUCACUAACUAAACACAGGCCCAUGUAAAUAUGACCUCUCCUUAUUAAGAGUAUUUAAAUCACUCUAAUCCAAACAUCCACCCUAUUCCCGUUUACUCUUGACUCUUGAUGAUAUUGAAUUAAACUUUUACAAAAUGUCUCCAUAACUGUGACAUACUGUAUCUAAUGACCGUUUCUCAGCUGAAAUGAAGCUUCAGCAGCCUGUGGACAACAGCACCUCAACCAUCACUGGGACUACAGAAGACAAAUCAGACAAGAACAGUGGGAAGGCCAUGUCUAGAACAAAGGUAAUGACUAUGUACAUAGAAUUACAGUAACUCACAGACGUUAUCUAUUGUUUUAGAAAUAGAGGAUCUGGUGUUUCUAUACUCAGAAUAUUCUCUGCUAUUAUCUGGGUAUGUCUUGUCAUCUAAAGCCAGCUGUCUCUGUUUUUAUUUUUCAGAGCCUGAAGUUAUUCAAACUCAGACAGAAACGUAAGUAACAGGUAUAUACGUAAAUGGAUCUGCUGUCUGGAACAUACUGUAGAUUUCCCACCUCUAGCAGCUAAAAUGGUAACAAAUUCUUCCCACAGCAAAGUCUGCCCCUCCACCAGUACCAACCCACUCUGGACCACCUCCUCCUUAUGGUACCUCUGCCUCAUCAUCAGUGUUCACUUUUGGUAAGCCUUCACCAGACACAUCAAUGCAAAUCUAAUUUAAAGAAUGUGAUGGGACACAUUUCAGAACAGUAUGUGUUCUCUCCAGGAUUUGGGACUCGUUUUGGGAAGCCUAAAGGGCCAAGGAGUCAACCUGAGACGUGGGUGUAA